AUGGCCAAUACAAAGGUGUCUCCGUUUGCUUGUUUCCUCUUGGUACUGCUGGCAGUGUCCAAUGCAGCUGUGGUUUUACUGGGACGGGCAACUACUAGCAAGACGUUUGUGGCCAACGGAGAUCAUUUCUCUAUCGGGCACAUGAUCAUCGUCACGGAAUGCCUCAAAUUUCUCGUUGCUGCUCUUUUGGAAGAGCACCACAGCUACUGGGGUCUCAAAAUAUCCAUCAAGAAGCAUAUAAUUGAAAAUCCACGAGAUGCCAAGAAAAUGGCAAUCCCGGCAUUUCUCUAUUUUGCCGAAACCAGUCUUAUCUUUGCAGGUCUCUCCAACCUCUCCAUUCCAACAUUUCAAGUAGCAUUUCAAAGCAAAAUCCUCAUGACAGCGCUGCUGUCGGUCGUCAUGCUCCAGCGCAAAUACACAUCGGUGCAGUGGACUUGUCUUGUGACGCUGGUGUUUGGGAUAUCCCUUGCAAUUGCUGCAGAACUGUUCAGAAGUGGAACUCCCGACGGGCACUGGCAUGGGUUCCUGUAUGGCAUUGCGAAUGUUUUGUUGGCUGGCUUGGCCAUGUCAUUUGCCACUGUCUACUUUGAAAAGGUUGUCAAGGAAUCCUCCAAUGAAGAUGAGGAAGCCAGCCCCAUGAUGCUUGAAACAAGCCAAGAGAAUAAUCUUCCACCGGCUUCGCUCUGGAUGCGUACAAUGCAGCUAUCCUUUUUCUCCAUCCUCGUUGCCAUUGGAAGAGAUAUGUUUGAGGGCUCUGAGGACAACAAUAAGUCAUUCUUUCAUGGGUUCACUGUUUGGGUGUGGAUUCUCACGAUUCUGAAUGCACUGAUGGGUGUUCUGGUUGCGGCAGUGAUCAAGUAUGCCGACUCUGUCCUCAAGGCAUUGGCUACUUCCCUAUCGGUGAUUUUGUCCACACUCUUGUCGGCCGUGUUUUUUGGGACGCGGCUGACCCCAACCUUCCUGUUCGGGAUGCUCUUGGUGGUUGGAUCUGUCUUGGGAUUUUCUUUGCAUAUUGAUGGUGCUUCCUCUCGGCCCCUUUGGGAAAUCCUGAUGAGCAGUCCGAUCUUUGGUGGCCGUUCUUGGUCAUCCAUGGGGGAAAGAGGCAGCCAGAAUGCGGAAGAUUCGCUCGCUGCUCCACUAUUGGUGAUAUAG
Molecule: messenger RNA, 1152 nt
Organism: Seminavis robusta
Lineage: Eukaryota; Bacillariophyta; Bacillariophyceae; Naviculales; Naviculaceae
Source: the annotation of a GenBank genome assembly